Ascochyta rabiei is the source of this 1398-nucleotide messenger RNA. RefSeq lists its product as uncharacterized. The coding region runs from base 1 to 1398 and encodes 465 amino acids. The record is from RefSeq and is a predicted model, not a curated record. Gene Ontology annotation, cellular component: mitochondrial matrix. Gene Ontology annotation, biological process: L-ornithine biosynthetic process; L-arginine biosynthetic process. The transcript has a single exon. Gene Ontology annotation, molecular function: L-glutamate N-acetyltransferase activity, acting on acetyl-L-ornithine as donor; L-glutamate N-acetyltransferase activity, acting on acetyl-CoA as donor. NCBI's taxonomy places the organism in Eukaryota, Fungi, Ascomycota, Dothideomycetes, Pleosporales, Didymellaceae.
AUGUCUCUUGCACGUCCCAACCCCCGGUUCCUCGCUCGCACAAACCGCAUUUUUGCGUCACAGACACGAGGCUACGCUGCGCCUGGCGACGGUGCAAUUCCUGCUGCAAAGAAGAAGUAUAUCCCGACGUCCGGCACAUACCCUCUUGGCUUCAAGGCUGGUAGUGCACACGUUGGCGUGAAGGCUUCGAACACCCGAUUCGACGACCUCGCACUCAUUGCAUCCGAUUCACCAUGCGCCGGUGCCGCCGUGUUCACUACGAACAAGUUCCAGGCUGCGCCUGUUACCGUGAGCCGCAACCUGCUGAAGAGCAGGAAGGGCGAGGGUAUCAGGUCUGUCAUCAUCAACAGCGGGUGCGCAAACGCCGUGACAGGAAAAGGUGGCAUUGAAGAUGCUACGUUGAUGGGCAAAGAGACGGACAAGGCCUUCAUUCAGGAUAGCAAUGGCGAAUACGAUGGCCGAAGUCGAAGCAUCGUCAUGAGCACCGGUGUUAUUGGCCAGCGACUACCGGUCCAGAAGAUCGUCUCGAAGAUUCCCACCGCAUACUAUAACCUCGGGGAUACACAUGAGCACUGGCUGGGCACCGCGAAAGCUAUCUGCACGACCGAUACGUUCCCCAAGCUUGUCUCCAAGACCUUCACACUGCCAAGCAGCCAGGACGAGUAUCGCAUCGCCGGUAUGACCAAGGGCGCAGGCAUGAUCCACCCCAACAUGGCUACCCUCCUGGGUGUGAUCUGCACUGACGCCCCUGUGGCUGCCGAUCCCCUACAGACAGCAUUGACAUCUGCGAUCUCGAAGUCCUUCAACAGCAUCUCCAUCGACGGUGACACAUCCACCAACGACACCGUCGCCAUUCUCGCCAACGGAGCAGCCGGCGGCAAGACCAUCUCCACCACAUCAUCUCCCGACUUCGACGCCUUCCAGAAGACGCUCACCGACUUCGCCAUCGAUCUUGCCAAACUCGUUGUCCGCGACGGCGAAGGCGCAACAAAGUUUGUCACCAUCCGUGUCACCAACGCCGCGACCUACAAGGACGCGCACCGUGUCGCCUCAACAAUUGCUCGUUCGCCACUUGUCAAGACAGCCUUGUACGGUAAAGACGCAAACUGGGGCCGCAUUCUGUGCGCCACCGGGUAUGCCGAGAACGUCGACUCUGUGAUUCCCGAAGAGACCAGCGUGAGCUUCAUUCCCUCGGACGGAAGCGAGGAGUUGAAGCUGCUGGUGAAGGGUGAACCCGAGCAGGUUGACGAGGAGCGUGCGGCCAAGAUCUUGGAGGCGGAGGAUUUGGAGAUCAAAGUCCAGCUUAGUGAGAAGAAGGCGUACAAGGAGGAGGCGGUGUUCUGGACGUGCGAUUUCUCUCAUGAGUAUGUUACUAUCAACGGGGAUUACCGGACAUGA